This is a messenger RNA of Phymastichus coffea, 2050 nucleotides long. Its product is annotated as 2-acylglycerol O-acyltransferase 2-A-like. The transcript is spliced from 5 exons. Gene Ontology annotation, cellular component: endoplasmic reticulum membrane. The coding region runs from base 973 to 2046 and encodes 357 amino acids. The record is from RefSeq and is a predicted model, not a curated record. Gene Ontology annotation, biological process: triglyceride biosynthetic process. Gene Ontology annotation, molecular function: diacylglycerol O-acyltransferase activity. Lineage: Eukaryota; Metazoa; Arthropoda; Insecta; Hymenoptera; Eulophidae.
UCUUGUUCUUUCGUAAUCCGCGGCGCGCUCGAUCUCACAGAGGAAAGUGCCCGCGCGCCUCGCAUCUGCCGGGUUAACGCACUUUGCGCUGUACCGUUGCUCGCUUCUUCUUGCUCGUCUGCGAGAGGAACAAGCACUACGAGGUAAGUUUAUUUCGCGAUUUGUCGGCUUUGUCACUGCAGCUGCGACGAGCGAUACGCUGACUUUUACUUAUUUUUGCCUAUUUCUCUCGUUCGCGUUUAGCAGCCGUUAUUGGUACGCGUAUGCGUUAUAUCGGCGCGCGUAAUCGAACCGCGAGCUACUCUCGUGCGGUUCACCGCGAAACUAAUAAUUUCCAACAAAGUUUCCCGAGUGCUACUCGUUGAUUUUUUUCUUUGCUCAAGGCAAAUCAAACAAACUUGAUUGUCAUGGAGUCGCUUGAGAUCUGCGAAAAAUUAUGUAACGUCUUAGCUAUUAGUCCUCGUCUAUAUUUCCAUAAUUUACAAUUUGCGCGUUGUCAUGUUUGCAAUAGCCUAACGAGCUAGCGACUCAUUGUUGUUCGUUCGCGUACAGUAAAGCAUUCGAUACCUUAUAAUUGACAUAUGAUACUGUCUGAAAACACGUGCCCGCGGAAAUCAGGUAGACGAAUUAUCGCGACGAAAAAAGAGGAUCAAGCUUACAUAACUAUAUAAUCGUAUCUGCGACUAAUAACUCUGGCAAAAAGUAGAAACUCGAUUAGCAUUAUCUUUGGAAAGGCAACUGCGCGUAACGAGCGACACGAUUUCAAAAGUGAAAUGACAGAUAAUUUUUGAGCAGUCGAUCGCCCGUCGGAUAAGAGAGUCAUAGAGCGUAUGGGCGCUCGGGCGGUAUAUUUUUAGUCGUCACCGGCGCGCGCGUACGGCGGUGAGAGUGCUGCUCGUACGAUCCGAUGAGUCGGUGAGCAGGACGGAGAAAGAGCGGCACAUAUAGAGGCUUCCCGCGCCACGACCAGCCAUGAGGUUGCUUGGCUUAGAGUUCGCGCCGAUGAACGUGCCCUUGGAGCGUCGACUGCAAACGGUAGCGGCAUGCGCUUGGAUAAUCGUCACCGCUUUCGGCGGCUUGAUCUCCUGGUUCGUCACCGCUGCCGCACUUAUUUUUGGUACGAUCUGGAUGAGACUGCUUAUGAUCGCUUACCUGCUGUUCGCUUACUACGAUCAAGAUACCAGACUGACUGGUGGUCGAAGCAAGUGGAUAACUACGAAGUUCCGAAAUCUGGCAUGGUGGCGCUAUUUUUGUAACUACUUUCCUAUCAAACUCGUGAAAACGGUGGAUCUCGAUCCGUCCAAGAAUUACCUGUUCUGCUCGUUCCCGCACGGCUUACUGUCGACCGGCGUGACUGCCGCUUUCUCAACCAACGGCCUCGAUUGCGCCAAGGUUUUCCCAGGACUGGACUUCAGGCUUGUGACCCUCGACACGCAUUUUCAGACACCAUUGUUCCGCGAGUAUGUACUUAAUUUUGGUGUGUGCAGCUGUGACGAAAGAAGCAUCAAUUAUUUGCUUUCGACACCGACGACGCAAAAUGACGGGCCCACGGAGGAUCCAGUGCAGGGCCGAGUUGUCAUAAUUAUAGUCGGCGGAGCCGCGGAAGCCUUCAAGUGUAAGCCACGUACUUACCACAUUUUAGUCAAGAGGAGAAAAGGAUUCGUCAGAAUUGCACUCAAGACCGGAACGCCUCUGGUGCCCGUUUUCUCGUUCGGCGAGACCGACUUGUAUGACCAAGUAAACAAUCCAGAAGGAUCUCUGCUCAGAAAGUGCCAAGAGUUCGUCAAGAAAGUAACGGGCAUCGCGCCCGUUGUGCCCUGGGGAAGAGGUUUCUUCCAGUACUCUUUUGGCCUUAUACCCAAUAGAAGGCCAGUCACCGUUCUUGUUGGAGCUCCUUUGGAAGUUCCGAAGAUAGAAGAGCCAACGAAGGAACAAGUGAACGAGUACCACGCUAAAUUCACGGACAAAUUGGUUGAACUUUUCGAAACGCAUAAAAGUAAAUAUUUGCAAGAUUCCGAUAAGCUAUCUCUCAUCCUGGAGGAUUAGAAUU